This is a messenger RNA of Camelus dromedarius (Arabian camel), 2463 nucleotides long. RefSeq names its product serpin family B member 5 (gene SERPINB5). NCBI's taxonomy places the organism in Eukaryota, Metazoa, Chordata, Mammalia, Artiodactyla, Camelidae. Bases 222 to 1385 code for a protein of 387 amino acids. The record is from RefSeq and is a predicted model, not a curated record. Gene Ontology annotation, molecular function: serine-type endopeptidase inhibitor activity. Gene Ontology annotation, biological process: negative regulation of endopeptidase activity. The transcript is spliced from 8 exons.
CAAGAAUGUCUCCUUUGCUCUGGUGUUGGAUUCAGGAUUCAAGUGAUUUUGCCUGAUAAUGUUCUACUUGUUGAAGGAAGGUGGAAAAUAUUUGAUCUCUUCUCAAAACUCCCUCUUCCCUCUCAGAGAGUGUCAGGUUCCACAUAUGAGCCAUCUCAUAUGGUAUUUUUCUUUCUCUUUCUGGCUUACUUCACUUAGAAUGACAUUCUCCAGGAGCAUCCAUGUUGCUGCAAAUGGCAUUAUGUUGUCGGCCCACAAUGGACGCCCUGCAACUGGCAAAUUCAGCAUUUGCAGUUGACCUGUUCAAACAACUGUGUGAAAAGGAGCCAGCGGGCAAUGUUCUCUUCUCUCCAAUCUGUCUCUCCACGUCUCUGUCACUUGCCCAAGUAGGUGCCAAAGGUGACACGGCGAACGAAAUUGGUCAGGUCCUUCAUUUUGAAAAUGUCAAAGAUGUGCCCUUUGGAUUUCAGACAGUAACAUCGGAUGUCAACAAACUUAGUUCCUUUUACUCACUGAAAUUAAUCAAACGGCUGUAUGUGGACAAAUCUCUGAAUCCUUCCACAGAGUUCAUCAGCUCUACGAAGAGACCCUAUGGAAAGGAGAUGGAGACCGUUGAUUUCAAAGAUAAAUUGGAAGAAACAAAAAGUCAGAUCAACAACUCAGUUAAGGAACUCACAGACGGCCGCUUCGAGAACAUUUUAGCUGACAACAGCGUAAAUGACCAGACCAAAAUCCUUGUGGUUAAUGCUGCCUACUUUGUUGGAAAGUGGAUGAAGAAAUUUCCUGAAUCAGAAACCAAAGAAUGCCCUUUCAGAGUCAACAAGACGGACACCAAACCAGUGCAGAUGAUGAAUACGGAGGCCACGUUCUGUAUGGGCCACAUUGACGGUAUUAACUGUAAGGUCAUAGAGCUUCCCUUUCAAAACAAGCACCUCAGCAUGCUCAUCCUGCUGCCCAAGGAUGUGGAGGAUGGGUCCACAGGGCUGGAGCAGGUUGAAAAACAACUCAACUCAGAGACACUCUUGCAGUGGACCAACCCCAGCACCAUGGCCAAUGCCAAAGUCAAACUCUCCAUUCCAAAAUUUAAGGUGGAAAAGAUGAUUGAUCCCAAGGCUAGUCUGGAAAACCUAGGGCUGAAAACUAUCUUUAAUGAGGAUACAUCUGAUUUCUCUGGAAUGUCAGAGGCCAAGGGAGUGGCCCUCUCAAAUGUUAUUCACAGAGUGUGCUUAGAAAUAACUGAAGAUGGUGGGGAUUCCAUAGAGGUGCCAGGAUCACGAAUCCUACAACACAAGGAUGAAUUCAAUGCUGAUCACCCAUUUAUUUACAUCAUCAGGCACAACAAAACUCGAAACAUCAUUUUCUUGGGCAAGUUCUGUUCUCCUUAAGUGGCAGAGCCCAGGUUAAGCCAAACUCUGCAUCCAGAGAAUCACUUUCUAAAUAUGGUAAAUUGUUAAUAUUGCUGAAUCAAGGAACAGCUGGCACUCACACUAAUAGACACUCUUUCCAAUCCUUUUGUUGUUGUUCCCUCUCUUCCAACCCCAUAAAAGACAGUGCUUUUAACGAAAAUGAAUCACCUUAGAGGAAAAAUAUGUGUUCAUUAUCUGUCAGACUGUCUGGGGUUUGGGGCAGGAAUACAGUCUUCCACCAAGAAAAUUCCUAUAAGGAGGAUGUGGAGGAUUUUAUUCCCAAAGCUUUGCCUUCCUUCACUGGGAUACAGAACGUUCUAGACAUUCUCACUUCCCUGAAAGACUAAAGACACCAUGGUACGUGAGCUCCUCAGAACUUUUCCUGGCACCGGUGAAACUUGGGCACACGUUCAGGCUACUGUAGAAACACAGUUCCUUAAGCUAAACUCUGUGGGACAAAUAUUUUCUUCAAACUCUGAUUUUUUUUUUUUGAUUUUAGAAAGAUAAUAUUUUGCACAUACUGUAUGUUAUGGAACUCCACUGAUAGAGGCUGGAACGGCCCCCUGAAAGUCCACAUCUUAAUAUUUCUGCCACAAAAUGUACAAUAUUUGCAAGAAACAGAUGAGCAAAGAUGCUAAGUAGCCCGUAAGUGUCAGGCUUGGUUGUCAGGAGCGUGCCACCAGCUUAUGAGAAAACCUUUGUUUUCAGAACUUAUUGAAAUUUUGGAGUGUGGGACAGGGAAUUGCAGACUUCUAGUAGUUGACGGGCAGCACCUCAUGGGGAAGUUCAGCUCUUAUUAAAAAUUCACUUUCACUUUUGCUAGAAUGCCCACCUGGUCUUUUGGUUGGUGAGACAACUCUGGCACGGAAUUCUAACCGACUCACAAGCUUUUGGGUGUCUGACCACCAGGCAGUUAAAACGCACAGGGGCUUUCACAGUAGCCAAUAAAGGGAUUUUAUGAGUGUUGGAGAAACUGGUCUCUUUGUCUUCUGUGAUAGUGGGAAAGGGAAAGGAACUCAAAGCUGUUAGAAAAUGUAAUUAAAGUUCUUUAAGUGCU